Physcomitrium patens is the source of this 1099-nucleotide messenger RNA. RefSeq lists its product as uncharacterized. Gene Ontology annotation, cellular component: NAD(P)H dehydrogenase complex (plastoquinone); chloroplast thylakoid membrane. The record is from RefSeq and is a predicted model, not a curated record. Gene Ontology annotation, biological process: photosynthetic electron transport in photosystem I. Lineage: Eukaryota; Viridiplantae; Streptophyta; Bryopsida; Funariales; Funariaceae.
GCCAGUAAGGUUGCUCCCUUCAAUCGGAAGUUGGAUUUGGUGCCGCUUUCGGAGAACCAGAAGUUUGGCCCUGUUGCGUCUCAGAAUGUAGGUACCCAGAGGAAGUGUAUGUGCAGGUGGGGCUCUCGAAGUCAGGGAAGGAGAGCUCGGUAGAGUGCGGAAGAACCCACAAGGCUGUGAAUCUCUUGGAGUGCAGUCAGUACCUACGCCUCAGAGACUGACAGAAUAUUGAAAUGGCUAUGGCGCAAGCAGUUCUGGGAGGGCGUGGGCUGCACAUACAAUGUGGCAGUGCGUCCUCUUGGAAUGCUAGCUCUCUCAAGAAUGUCCGGCGUGUCUUCUCUGCUGGAGCUUCGUCUGUGGGCUCUUCAAGGGGUGCAUCCGAAGGCAGACGCUGCUCUCUACUAAUCAAAGCCUCGGGAGCGUCAGAGAAGAAUGAGAAACCGCAAAGCCGACGGGAGACAAAGCUUUUUUCACUUGCUCUCCCUGCAAUUCUCGCAACAGUUGUCGUCACCCAGUCUACUGACACCUACUACAAUGACAGUGUGUUCAUUGACACCUUCAAUGACUGGAUGAUGCCUGAGAAGAUGACGAAGGACUUAUACAUGCUUAUUUCAAUGGUUUUCUGCUGGGGUUGCUGCGUGUUUGGAUCCAUGACUGAUCCGUUCUACGAAAGUGAAGAUUAUCGCGGCGCGGGUGGGAACGGAACCAACCAUUGGAUUUAUGAUGUGGAGGAGAUAGAAGAAAUUGAGAAUAGGGAGGAGCUCUUCCGGGAAGCUCUUGUCAAGGAAAUUGAAGGCAAAGUUGGAGAAAUGCGGGAGUUGGAGGGUGCUGGGAAGGACAGAGAGAAGGAGAAGGAGCUUGUUUGAAGAAUUUAUCAAUACUCUCAACAAUUUGCAGAGCUCACAAGUUUAGUCGUCAAUAUAUACUGCUCACUGUGGAAUGAUAGGCGUACAGUUCGACUCUGAUUGCAAUCUCACAAGGUCCUGAAGCAAUGUAGGGUGGAAGGCAACCCUUAUAACCUGUGCUGUAACUUGUAUUAUCUGAUGAGAUGCGGUUUUAAACAUCAGAAGGAUCCCUUCUUUACUGUGCAAACUGCAAA